AUGUCUAACCCCUACGGUAACCCCUUCGGCGACAGUCCCUCCGAAUCUCGAAAGCAGAGUGCUGGGGCGAGCCUCUACGAUCUCAUCCCCCCUGGCUGGGAAUCUGGUGCCUCCGUCGAGGAAUUGCGGAAGAGACAGACGGACCAGCCGACCAUGAAUUUCAUCGAGCAAGGGAACGACGGCUUCGAGGCUGACACCACGCCCACUGAGGACGUUCACAUUGAUGAUGAGGGCGAGACCGAGACCGAGAGCAAGGAGGAGCAGGGAUGGAUCCUGCCCGAGGAGAAGGAGCCGAGUAAGCAGGAGAGUGGCUUCACCGAGGUCCACAGCGAGCCCGUCAGCCGGGAACCCACCCGGGACGUUUCGCUCACCACCGACGACGAGGAGGAGAAGGACAAGCCCUCGUCGCUGAUGAUGACCGUGGGCGAGUACACCAAGCACGGCGAGGGCAUGGGCUCCUUCGUGUCUUACAAGGUUAACGUCAAGACCAACUUGGUUCAGUACCACAAGAGCGAGUUCACAACGGACAGGCGAUAUAACGACUUCGUCUGGCUCUUCGACAAGAUGAAGGAGAGCUUCAAGGGCUACAUCAUCCCUCCCCUCCCCGACAAGACCAUCAUCCAGAACCGCUUCGACCCGCAGUUCAUCGAGGCCCGCCGCCGUGAGCUGGGCAAGUUCCUCACCCGUCUGGCCGACCACCCGGUCCUCGCCGCCUCCGAGGUGCUCCAGACCUUCCUCGAGUCCGAUGCCGAGGAGUUCUCCGCCGCCAAGACCAAGAAGCCGCCGGCCACCGUCACCAAGAAGGUCUUCUCGUGGAUGUCCUCCACCGUCACCCAGCAGCUCUCCCCCGCCGUCGAAGUCGACACGUGGUUCGGCGACAAGAAGCAGUACCUUCAGGACUUGGAGUCGGCCCUCGAGGCCUGCCUCAAGACCUCGGGCACCGUCCUGGUCAAGGAGAAAGAGCUUGUGGGCGCGCUGUAUGAGUUCGGGCUGGGCGCGUCGGCGGUGGGCAAGGCCGAGGCCGAGGUCGACCCCACGCUCAGCAAGCACUGGCUCAAGUUCGGCGAUCUGUGCGAGCAGGUCCGAGUGCUCAAGCAGGAGGCCGUCUCCAGCCAGGAGAUCCGUUUCGAGGAGGUGGCCCACGACUACCGACGCGUCAUCGCCUCGGCCAAGCAGGCCAUGGAGGCCCGCCUGACGGCCCUCGCCGAGUUCCAGCACGCCGAGAAGAUCGCCAACACCAAGAAGGAGAAGAAGGAGAAGAUCGCCGGUACGCCCAAGGCUGGCGCCGCCGAGGCCGAGUACGAGGAGGCUCGGCAAAAGCAGGAGAGUGCCAAGGAGGAGUUCGAGAUGAUCAGCGAGAUCCUCCGCAAGGAGCUCGAUAGGUUCGAGAAGACCAAGGGCAAGGAGAUGUCCAAGUCCCUCAAGGACUACGCCAAGGAGAACAUGGACACCACCGUCCAGAUCUUGGACCAGUGGAAGAAGCUGCUCAACCAACUGCAGACCGCCAGCAUCUAA
Acanthamoeba castellanii str. Neff is the source of this 1515-nucleotide messenger RNA. Its product is annotated as PX domain containing protein. The transcript is spliced from 12 exons. Gene Ontology annotation, molecular function: phosphatidylinositol binding. The record is from RefSeq and is a predicted model, not a curated record. Bases 1 to 1515 code for a protein of 504 amino acids. Gene Ontology annotation, cellular component: endosome. NCBI's taxonomy places the organism in Eukaryota, Discosea, Longamoebia, Acanthamoebidae.